Molecule: messenger RNA, 1665 nt
Organism: Nothoprocta perdicaria
Lineage: Eukaryota; Metazoa; Chordata; Aves; Tinamiformes; Tinamidae
Gene: PRKAA2
Product: protein kinase AMP-activated catalytic subunit alpha 2
Exons: 9
Coding region: 16-1665 (549 amino acids)
Biological process (GO): protein phosphorylation; intracellular signal transduction
Cellular component (GO): cytoplasm
Molecular function (GO): ATP binding; AMP-activated protein kinase activity
Source: RefSeq, a predicted model, not a curated record
CGGCGGGGGGCGAACAUGGCCGAGAAGCAGCGGCACGACGGGCGCGUCAAGAUCGGCCACUACGUGCUGGGCGACACGCUGGGCGUCGGCACCUUCGGCAAAGUCAAGAUUGGAGAACACCAGCUGACGGGCCACAAAGUAGCUGUAAAAAUCCUCAACCGGCAGAAAAUACGGAGCCUGGACGUGGUUGGGAAAAUCAAACGCGAAAUUCAGAACCUGAAACUCUUCCGGCACCCCCAUAUUAUCAAGCUGUACCAAGUCAUCAGCACGCCCACCGACUUCUUCAUGGUGAUGGAGUACGUGUCUGGCGGGGAGUUAUUUGACUACAUCUGCAAGCACGGCCGGGUCGAGGAGGCAGAGGCGAGGCGCCUCUUCCAGCAGAUCCUCUCCGCCGUGGAUUACUGCCACAGGCACAUGGUGGUGCACAGAGACCUGAAGCCRGAGAACGUGCUGCUGGAUGCGCACAUGAAUGCAAAGAUAGCUGAUUUCGGCUUGUCCAACAUGAUGUCAGAUGGUGAAUUUCUACGCACCAGUUGUGGCUCUCCAAAUUAUGCAGCCCCCGAAGUCAUUUCUGGAAGGUUGUACGCGGGGCCGGAGGUGGACAUCUGGAGCUGCGGCGUUAUCCUCUACGCGCUGCUCUGCGGCACGCUGCCCUUCGACGACGAGCACGUGCCCACCCUCUUCAAGAAGAUCCGGGGCGGCGUCUUCUACAUCCCCGAAUACCUCAACCGCUCCGUCGCCACGCUGCUCAUGCACAUGCUGCAGGUGGACCCGCUCAAACGAGCUACCAUCAAGGACAUCAGGGAGCACGAGUGGUUUAAAGAAGAGCUGCCCAGUUACCUCUUCCCGGAGGACCCUUCCUACGACGCCACCGUCAUCGACGACGACGCGGUCCGGGAGGUCUGCGAGAAGUUUGAGUGCACCGAGUCGGAGGUGAUGAACAGCCUGUACAGCGGCGACCCGCAGGACCAGCUGGCCGUCGCCUACCACCUCAUCAUCGACAACCGGCGGAUCAUGAACCAGGCCAGCGAGUUCUACCUGGCCUCCAGCCCUCCCACGGGCUCCUUCAUGGACGACAGCGCCCUGCACAUCCCGCCGGGCGUGAAGCCGCAUCCYGAGCGCAUGCCGCCCCUCGUCGCGGACAGCCCCAAGGCCCGCUGCCCCUUGGAUGCCCUCAAUACUACCAAGCCAAAGCCGUUGACUGUCAAAAAGGCCAAGUGGCACCUGGGGAUCCGCAGCCAGAGCAAACCCUACGACAUUAUGGCUGAAGUGUACCGCGCCAUGAAGCAGCUGGAUUUUGAGUGGAAGGUGGUGAACUCCUACCACCUUCGGGUGCGCCGGAGGAACCCGGUGACGGGCAACUACGUGAAAAUGAGCUUGCAGCUCUACCAGGUGGACAACCGCAGCUACCUUCUGGACUUCAAGAGCAUYGACGACGACGUGUCGGAGCCGCGGUCGGGCUCGUCCACGCCGCAGCGCUCGUGCUCGGCCGCCGGCCUGCACCGCCCGCGGCUCAGCCUCGACGGCGAGGGCGCCGCGCUGCUCGCGGGCUCGCUGAGCGGCUCCGCGCUGGGCAGCCUGCCCGCCGCGCCGCCCCGCCACGGCAGCCACACCAUGGACUUCUUCGAGAUGUGCGCCAGCCUCAUCAUGGCCCUGGCUCGCUGA